CUUUAAAAAUCUUAGUUACACCCAAGAUUCCAUUCCUCUGUGAUUACUCACCUAGACCACAGACAUGUAGGGCCUGUCUAAAAGAGACAUAACAUCAAGUGUGGCCCCACCAGUGACUCAUCCCUUUAAUAUAGUGAAACUAUAGAGGGAAGAACAGGGAGGAUGUAUUGGUUGCUAGGGAAAUCUAGCUUACCUGUGGAAAAUGACAUCCUGUAUUAAUAAGAUCUAAGGUACGACUCACAUAAUUAUCCUAAUUUUAAGAUUGAUGGAAAUGAUGAAGCAUUUCUUUACAUCGGGGACAGGUCAUAAAAAAAUGUCUAAAUGUACAGGACUGCAUAUGGUUUUAGAAUGUGACUUUAUAAAGAAGGUGGGGAUCCCAACUCCCUUUCAUGUCUCUAUAUAUAUGUCCAAGUGUGUGUGUUUUAGUGCUCUGGGAAGUGUCUUGACAAAGAACCUGAGUAGGACAAAGCAGCCUGGAUCUGAGUGAGCUAACUGGCACCAUGAAAAUAUCAGGUGUCUUUCUGCUCCUCUCUCUGGCUCUUUUCUGCUUUUUCUCAGGUGUCUUCAGUCAAGGAGAAAAGGACAAAAGAGCCUGGAUCACAAGAUCAGAGGGUCGAAUGCCAGGGAAAGGUGGCUUGAGAAGGCGUCUCUUUAAAGUUGACUGUGCUGAGUUCGGGGAUCCCAAAGUCUACUGCACUCGGGAAUCUAAUCCCCACUGUGGCUCUGAUGGCCAGACAUAUGGCAAUAAAUGUUCCUUCUGUAAGGCGGUGGCGAAAAGUGGUGGGAAGAUCAACCUAAAGCACUAUGGAACAUGCUGAAUUGGAACCAGUGUUUUGUGCUGAGCUGCCGGCUCUCUCGGCUUUCUUUUCUUGGUUCUGCUUUGAUUUUUCUCUAGCAGAAAGCUUCAAUUUAUAGAAACACACCUUCUUCUCUGCCUGGGUCUUGGGGAAUUCAAUAUAUAAUAUUUUCCUUGAUUUGCUUAACAAUAAAAUAAAUUCUGCA
Messenger RNA from Myotis daubentonii (Daubenton's bat), 1002 nucleotides. RefSeq names its product serine protease inhibitor Kazal-type 6. NCBI's taxonomy places the organism in Eukaryota, Metazoa, Chordata, Mammalia, Chiroptera, Vespertilionidae. Gene Ontology annotation, molecular function: protein binding. The record is from RefSeq and is a predicted model, not a curated record.